AUAUAGACUGUCAGUUUCGGAUCCAAGGACGGUGAUGGCAAAGCUUACUUGGGCUGCCUGUCAAACCCAAACUGUCACGGAUUAAAUCCCGCUGCCUGCUGUGAAGCCCCUGUGCACUGCAAACUUAGUGAGCGAACUGGGUAAUCAGUGGUUGGAUAUGCAGAUCUCUGACUUAAAAGGCGGGGUGACCCCCCCGAGAACAUCUCCCAGGGGCCGAAGCCCGCAGGUGCAGUGAGGCGCGCGCGCGCACGCGGGUGCUGGCUCCCCCGAAGCCGCUUCGCCCCGGGGGAGGGAGCCGGGGCGCCCGGCGGGGUCUGGCUGCCGCGCACCGGCGGCGGCGGCUCGUCUCCGGCGGCGGCGGCGGAUGAUGGUGGCGGCCGGCGCGCUGGGCUGUGCCUGUGCGUCGCCUCGGAAAUCAGCGCCCGGCGCUGCACACUGAGCCCUUGCAGGUCCGCAGCAGCCCGAGACUUGGCGAGGACAGACCCGGCGCGCAGGGGAAAAGGACCUGCGCGCAGGGGGGCCGGGGGGCGAGUGGGGUCGGCUUAUCAUGGCGGAUCGGACAGCUCCCAGCUGCCAGCUCCGGCUGGAGUGGGUGUACGGGUACCGGGGUCACCAGUGCCGCAACAACCUGUACUAUACAGCCGGCAAGGAGGUGGUCUACUUUGUGGCUGGGGUCGGGGUGGUGUACAACACCCGUGAGCACAGCCAAAAAUUCUUCUUGGGACACAACGACGACAUUAUCAGCCUUGCCUUACACCCAGAUAAAACUCUCAUUGCAACUGGCCAAGUUGGGAAGGAGCCGUAUAUUUGCAUAUGGGAUUCCUAUAAUGUCCAGACUGUGUCUAUUCUCAAAGAUGUUCACACACAUGGAGUUGCCUGCUUGGCUUUCGACUCAGAUGGACAGCGUUUAGCCUCUGUGGGAUUGGAUGCCAAAAACACUGUCUGCAUUUGGGAUUGGAGGAAGGGAAAACUUCUGGCUUCAGCCACUGGCCAUUCCGACCGGAUUUUUGAUAUUUCCUGGGAUCCAUAUCAGCCAAACAGAGUGGUUAGCUGUGGAGUAAAGCAUAUAAAGUUUUGGACACUAUGUGGAAAUGCCCUAACUGCAAAAAGAGGAAUAUUUGGCAAAACGGGGGAUCUUCAGACCAUCCUUUGCCUUGCAUGUGCCAAAGAAGACGUCACCUACUCUGGUGCUUUAAAUGGUGACAUCUACGUCUGGAAAGGGCUCAACUUAGUCCGCACCAUUCAAGGAGCACACAGUGCUGGAAUAUUUAGCAUGUAUGCUUGUGAAGAAGGCUUUGCCACUGGUGGGCGAGAUGGUUGUAUACGAUUAUGGGAUACUGAUUUCAAACCAAUAACCAAAAUUGAUCUCAGGGAGACAGAACAAGGAUACAAAGGCCUCUCUAUCCGGAGCGUGUGCUGGAGAGCAGACCGCCUUCUAGCUGGGACCCAAGACAGUGAGAUAUUUGAAGUGAUAGUGCGAGAGCGAGACAAGCCAAUGCUGAUCCUGCAGGGCCACUGCGAGGGGGAGCUCUGGGCCCUGGCCCUGCACCCCAAGAAGCCUCUGGCUGUGACAGGCAGCGACGACCGCUCUGUCAGGCUGUGGAGCCUGGCUGACCAUGCCUUGAUCGCUCGCUGUAACAUGGAGGAAGCAGUCCGCAGUGUCGCCUUCAGCCCCGACGGGUCCCAGCUGGCCCUGGGCAUGAAGGACGGCUCUUUCAUCGUUCUUCGAGUCAGAGAUAUGACAGAAGUGGUUCACAUCAAGGAUCGGAAAGAAGUCAUUCAUGAAAUGAAAUUUUCUCCUGAUGGUUCUUACCUCGCAGUGGGAUCCAAUGAUGGCCCAGUGGACAUCUACGCGGUUGCCCAGCGGUACAAGAAAAUAGGAGAAUGCAACAAGUCCCUUAGCUUCAUUACACACAUUGACUGGUCCUUGGAUAGUAAAUACUUGCAAACUAAUGAUGGUGCAGGAGAUCGAUUGUUCUACAAAAUGCCAUCUGGGAAGCCUUUAACAAGUAAAGAAGAAAUCAAAGGGAUUCCCUGGGCGUCCUGGACAUGUGUGAAAGGGCCUGAAGUGAGUGGAAUUUGGCCCAAAUACACUGAGGUUACUGACAUCAACUCCGUGGAUGCAAAUUAUAACAGCUCAGUGCUGGUGUCUGGAGAUGAUUUCGGACUGGUCAAGUUGUUUAAAUUUCCUUGUCUCAAGAAAGGAGCCAAAUUUAGAAAGUAUGUGGGCCAUUCUGCACACGUCACAAACGUCCGCUGGUCCCAUGACUGUCAGUGGGUGUUAAGUACAGGAGGGGCUGACCACUCGGUUUUCCAGUGGAGAUUUAUUCCAGAAGGUGUCAGCAACGGCAUGCUGGAUACUGCUCCCCAGGAAGGUGGCACCGACUCCUACAGUGAAGAAUCUGAUUCAGAUUUAUCUGAUGUGCCCGAGCUGGACUCUGAUAUUGAGCAAGAAACUCAAAUCAAUUAUGAUCGCCAGGUUUACAAAGAAGAUCUACCUCAGCUAAAGCAACAAAGUAAAGAGAAAAACCAUGCAGUGCCCUUCCUCAAACGGGAGAAGGCUCCUGAGGACAGCUUGAAGCUCCAGUUCAUACACGGUUACAGAGGCUACGACUGUAGAAACAAUCUGUUCUACACACAAGCUGGGGAGGUGGUCUACCACAUUGCCGCAGUUGCUGUCGUGUACAACAGGCAACAGCAUUCCCAGAGGCUGUACCUGGGACAUGAUGAUGAUAUUCUGAGCCUGACCAUCCAUCCGGUGAAGGACUAUGUGGCCACUGGACAGGUUGGAAGAGAUGCUGCUAUUCAUGUGUGGGACACACAGACUCUAAAAUGUUUAUCACUAUUGAAAGGACAACAUCAGAGAGGAGUGUGUGCGCUCGAUUUUUCAGCUGAUGGAAAAUGCCUGGUGUCGGUUGGUUUAGACGAUUUUCACAGUAUUGUAUUUUGGGACUGGAAAAAGGGAGAAAAGAUAGCUACCACAAGAGGACAUAAAGAUAAAAUAUUUGUGGUAAAGUGUAACCCACACCACGUUGACAAGCUGGUUACAGUUGGGAUGAAACACAUCAAAUUCUGGCAACAAGCAGGUGGGGGCUUCACCUCUAAAAGAGGAAUUUUUGGAAGUGCUGGAAAACUGGAAACAAUGAUGUGUGUCUCUUACGGGAGGAUGGAAGAUCUGGUGUUCUCAGGAGCAGCUACUGGAGAUAUUUUUAUUUGGAAAGAUGUCUUACUACUGAAGACAGUGAAAGCUCAUGACGGACCUGUGUUUGCUAUGUACGCGUUGGAUAAGGGCUUUGUAACGGGUGGAAAAGAUGGAAUCGUGGAGCUCUGGGAUGAUAUGUUUGAGAGAUGCUUGAAGACUUAUGCCAUUAAAAGAGCAGCGUUGUCAACUAGCUCAAAAGGCCUGCUUUUGGAAGAUAACCCUUCAAUUCGUGCCAUCACUCUGGGACAUGGACAUAUCCUGGUGGGAACAAAAAAUGGAGAGAUUCUGGAAAUCGAUAAGAGUGGCCCAAUGACACUGCUGGUUCAGGGGCACAUGGAGGGAGAAGUGUGGGGAUUGGCAGCUCACCCUCUCCUGCCCAUCUGUGCAACAGUGAGUGAUGACAAAACCCUUCGGAUCUGGGAAUUAUCCUCGCAGCACCGUAUGUUGGCAGUACGGAAACUCAAAAAAGGUGGAAGAUGCUGUGCCUUCUCCCCUGAUGGGAAAGCCUUAGCAGUGGGCCUGAAUGACGGGAGUUUCCUGGUGGUGAAUGCUGACACCGUUGAAGACAUGGUGUCCUUCCAUCACAGAAAAGAAAUGAUCUCUGAUAUUAAAUUUUCAAAAGAUACAGGAAAAUACUUAGCUGUGGCAUCCCAUGAUAACUUUGUGGAUAUUUACAAUGUACUGACAAGCAAGAGGGUUGGCAUCUGUAAAGGAGCUUCUAGUUACAUUACACACAUUGACUGGGACUCUAGAGGAAAAUUAUUGCAAGUUAAUUCGGGUGCCAAAGAACAACUUUUUUUUGAAGCUCCAAGAGGCAAAAGGCAUAUUAUAAGACCUUCAGAGAUUGAGAAGAUAGAAUGGGACUCAUGGACCUGCGUUCUGGGGCCCACCUGUGAGGGAAUCUGGCCAGUACAUAGCGACGUGACGGAUGUCAAUGCUGCCAGUCUCACCAAAGACUGUUCCCUCUUGGCCACGGGAGAUGAUUUUGGUUUUGUUAAGCUUUUUUCAUAUCCUGUCAAGGGGCAGCACGCAAGGUUCAAGAAGUACGUGGGGCACAGUGCCCACGUCACCAACGUGAGAUGGCUGCACAAUGACUCUGUGCUGCUCACAGUGGGCGGUGCCGACACAGCCUUGAUGAUCUGGACCAGGGAGUUCGUGGGGACCCAGGAGAGCAAGCUGGUGGACAGCGAGGAGUCUGACACGGAUGCGGAGGAGGAUGGAGGCUAUGACAGUGAUGUUGCUAGAGAGAAGGCCAUUGACUACACCACCAAGAUCUAUGCUGUGAGCAUCAGAGAAAUGGAGGGCACCAAACCACACCAGCAGAUGAAAGAAGUGUCCAUGGAAGAAAGACCACCUGUUAGCCGAGCAGCUCCCCAGCCUGAGAAACUCCAGAAGAACAAUAUCACCAAAAAAAAGAAACUGGUUGAGGAGCUGGCUCUGGACCAUGUGUUUGGCUACAGAGGAUUUGACUGCCGCAACAACCUGCAUUAUCUUAACGAUGGGGCCGACAUCAUCUUCCACACGGCAGCGGCUGGCAUCGUCCAGAACCUCUCCACAGGCAGCCAGAGCUUCUACCUGGAGCACACGGAUGACAUCCUCUGCCUCACAGUGAACCAGCACCCCAAGUACAGAAACGUGGUGGCAACCAGCCAGAUAGGGACAACACCUUCCAUCCACAUAUGGGACGCCAUGACCAAACACACUCUCUCCAUGCUGCGGUGCUUCCACUCCAAGGGGGUUAAUUACGUCAACUUCAGCGCCACUGGAAAGCUGCUGGUGUCUGUGGGAGUGGACCCUGAGCACACCAUCACUGUCUGGCGAUGGCAGGAAGGUGCCAAGGUUGCCAGCCGAGGGGGUCACCUGGAGCGCAUAUUUGUGGUGGAAUUUCGCCCUGACUCCGACACACAGUUUGUAUCUGUCGGGGUCAAACACAUGAAGUUCUGGACCCUGGCAGGCAGCGCCCUGCUUUACAAGAAAGGAGUCAUUGGGUCCAUGGAGGCUGCCAAGAUGCAGACGAUGCUGUCAGUGGCCUUCGGUGCUAACAACCUCACGUUCACGGGUGCCAUCAAUGGAGAUGUCUAUGUCUGGAAGGACCACUUUCUCAUCCGGCUGGUGGCCAAGGCACACACAGGCCCCGUGUUUACAAUGUACACCACUCUCCGGGACGGGCUCAUCGUGACUGGUGGGAAAGAGCGGCCGACCAAAGAAGGAGGUGCCGUAAAAUUGUGGGACCAGGAGAUGAAACGCUGUCGGGCCUUCCAACUGGAGACAGGCCAGUUGGUGGAGUGUGUGCGCUCUGUGUGCCGUGGCAAGGGAAAAAUUUUAGUAGGAACCAAAGAUGGAGAAAUAAUUGAAGUUGGUGAAAAAAAUGCUGCUUCUAAUAUCCUUAUUGAUGGACACAUGGAGGGGGAGAUCUGGGGCCUGGCCACACAUCCUUCCAAGGACAUCUUCAUCUCUGCCAGCAAUGAUGGUACAGCCCGGAUCUGGGACCUGGCUGACAAGAAGCUGCUCAACAAGGUGAACCUGGGCCAUGCAGCCAGGUGUGCAGCCUACAGCCCUGAUGGGGACAUGGUGGCUAUUGGCAUGAAGAAUGGAGAGUUUGUCAUCUUGUUGGUGAACAGCCUGAAAGUCUGGGGGAAAAAACGAGACCGGAAAUCUGCCAUCCAAGAUAUCAGAAUCAGCCCAGACAACCGAUUCUUAGCUGUUGGUUCUUCUGAGCACACAGUUGACUUCUAUGACCUCACUCAGGGCACAAGUCUGAACCGCACUGGCUACUGCAGAGAUAUCCCAAGCUUUGUCCUUCAGAUGGACUUUUCUGCGGAUAGCAAAUACAUUCAGGUGUCAACAGGAGCCUAUAAGCGCCAGGUGCAUGAGGUCCCCUUGGGGAAGCAGGUAACUGAAGCCAUGGUCAUUGAGAAGAUCACCUGGGCUUCCUGGACAAGCAUUCUAGGGGACGAAGUCAUUGGCAUUUGGCCAAGAAAUGCUGACAAGGCUGAUGUCAACUGUGCGUGUGUGACUCAUGCUGGCCUGAACAUUGUCACAGGAGAUGAUUUUGGGCUGGUGAAGCUGUUUGAUUUUCCUUGCACAGAAAAAUUUGCCAAACAUAAACGUUACUUUGGUCACUCAGCUCAUGUGACAAAUAUCCGUUUCUCUUACGAUGACAAGUAUGUGGUCAGCACUGGAGGAGACGACUGCAGUGUAUUUGUGUGGCGAUGUCUGUAA
This is a messenger RNA of Marmota flaviventris (yellow-bellied marmot), 6424 nucleotides long. It is a transcript of the gene Eml6, whose product is annotated as EMAP like 6. Gene Ontology annotation, molecular function: microtubule binding. The record is from RefSeq and is a predicted model, not a curated record. NCBI's taxonomy places the organism in Eukaryota, Metazoa, Chordata, Mammalia, Rodentia, Sciuridae.